GCUGCUAACUAGUGCCUGGAGUGCGUCGGUCUGGCGCGUCGGUGCGGAAGUCGUGCGUGUGACCACUUGACCGCCCAGUAAACAUAUCAUCCAGCGUAAUUGGUCACUACCCACUGGGGAAUGUGCCGCUUCUUUUGCCCACGACAUCCCUCUCUUCAUCAAUGCGCACAGUAGCGAGAGUGCCCCGCCGACACGACUGCGAACAAAGAAGCGCUCCACGAAUGGCCAGCUCGCAUGGCGUGGAUCACAUGCAGCGCUUCGUCCACCUCCGAACACCGCGGUGACAAUGUGCGCAAGGGCUCGCCGGAGAAGAGUUGGGGCAGAACGCUGAAGAGAAAGACAUCACAAUGGUUGCCUUCGCUGUCCACGGCGACGUAUGCGCCGUUCCAGAUGGCCGAGGACCUGCUCGACACUGUUCGUUCGACCACCCGCCCUCAACCACAACCAGUCUUCGCGAAUAAAGCAGAAGAGGCCAAGACGAUCCUAGAGGCGCGAUUAAGCGCAGCGACAACAUACCAAGAAUGGUGGACACGCGCGAAGGAGUUGGACUUUCUCGAGGGAGCUCAUGACUGGCGAAUAGAGAAUGAGAAGCAAGAGGAACAUGACUAUGACUAUGACCUAGUCACCGCUCGUUUGAAGGAACUCAAGCAGGCACUGAAUGAGAAAGAUAUGGAGGCAGUUCUGUACCACAUCCGCAACCACCUCAAGCGAGACUUGGGCGGCAUGUGCAAUUCCAAUCUCUACCAACAUUGUCGCAUAGGCACAAAGUACUCGAUCGACGAAUACACGGACGUCGUCAGUUACGCGAUUGAGCAGCUGGUAGACUACUGCGAGCGAGACCCUGCGGCGGACGUCAAACGAUUCAACCAGACUUUGAAGCAAGCUCGAGCUGCGUUCGGCAAAACAGCAUUAAUGCUGUCCGGAGGAGGUACACUCGGCAUGUGUCACAUUGGUGUCGUGAAGGCUCUUAUUGAAGAAGGUCUUCUACCAUCAAUCGUUUGCGGUGCAUCAGCCGGCAGCAUAGUUGGCUCCGUUCUCUGCACGCACAAGCGAGACGUCAUCCUAUCGAAACUGGAAGAGCUCCAAUCGGGCGAUCUGAAAGUUUUCCAAAGCGACGAAGAGAUGCCAGGCUGGAUCGGUGCGAGUGUCAAUCUUGUCAAAGGCGAACAUGCCUUCCGGGUUACCAACCUUUGCCGAGUGAUGCGAAAUCUUCUGGGCGACAUUACCUUCAAGGAGGCCUACAACUUGACGCAGAUGGUCCUGAACAUUCACGUCUCGUGUAAGGACAAGCAUAAUGUGCCACGACUGUUGAACUACGUCACGUCGCCGCAUGUCGUGAUCUGGACCGCUGUGGCGUCCUCCUGCGCACUACCGUUCGUCUUCGAGGCUCCAGGGUUGAAGUCCAAGAAUCCAGUCACGGGAGCGAUCGAGCCCUGGGGUCAUCUCACUCACAAGUAUAUCGACGGCAGUAUUCAAGGAGAUCUACCAUCUGCAACGCUUGAGCGCCUGUUCAAUGUCAACAACUUCAUUGCAUGUCAAGUCAACCCCCAUGUGCAGCUUUUCCUGCCAAAAGAGCACAGAGAACAAGUUCAGGACUCAGCUUUGCUACGACACAUGGUGACGCUGAGCAAAACCAACCUUAUGUUCAUCCUCGACAGCGUAAUAGAGCACUGGGACCCAUUUCUGCUGAAGGUCCUGCAUUCUGUCGUUACGCAAAAGUAUAAUGGAGACAUCACGAUACUGCCAGACAUAGAUUGGGUCAAGCCCCUAGAAAUACUUGCUAAUCCAUCACACGAGUUCAUGAAGAAAGCAACACAACAUGGCGAACGAGCUACUUGGCCCAUGUUAGAUCGGAUUCGAAAUACAGUGGCGACUGAGCUAGAUCUUGAACGCGCAGUGAACAACACCACUGCAGCCUCCAUCAUGAAGAAUCGCGAUUACGGCUCGAAGAGACGCAGAAGAGCAUCAUCUACGAGAUCAGAAUAUGGUCUAUACCACAGGCGAAGCAGGAGCGGUGACUUUCCUAACGCGGUCGCGGUUCCACGGCUGGUUCGUGGUCGCACUGCAUUACAUUUACCAAUCAGAUCCAUGUACGAACCGACGGCACUCUCUCCCGCACAGCGUUCAAGUCUCGGCCCUGGGGAGACUCUCCUAUCCUCAUCAGACGAGAAGGGAUCUGGGCAUUCCUCACCUACCACAUCUUAUGAAGAUGAAGAUUUCGACGACAUUACCGGCCGCAGUGAGGGGUCGCGCACACCAGGAGAUGUUGACAUGGAAGAGACGGAUCGUCGGUUGCGAGCUUUCCUCUCACAGCCUGUUUCUCCUAGUAUCUCGUUUAAAAGUUUUCUUCGCUCCGCAGAGGAGGAGCACCAGCAGCAAGCCCAGCAGCCAAGCUCACCGGACCUAAGACGAGCACUCAAUGCUUUGCAGAUGUCGACUAUUCACUCACCACCAAACUCACCAGAGCGGAAGAGGUGAAAUAAAAAGCAAAUCCUAGAGUCCGAUGCCUACUGGUCUGUGACCAUUUCCUUUUAAACUUGAGAGCACACGAUUUGUAUACGAACGAAACUUGCGCUUACGGAAUGGCGUCUUGUUGGGAGAGAUAUUCAGUGCAUAGAAAAGGCGUCUGAGAUACCCCAGGGAAGGAAGAAGGAACUAAAUCGCGAUACAUGAUGCUUAUUGUCGCCACUGUAGACCACACAUAGUGGAUCUCAUCUGUCUGUUUGAUCACACCGCUGUACAGGAACUGGCCCACUGAGCCUAUAGACAUGGCGCAAGCUACAUUGCAGCUUCAAUAUACAUCCUUUUCAUACACAC
Molecule: messenger RNA, 2817 nt
Organism: Cercospora beticola
Lineage: Eukaryota; Fungi; Ascomycota; Dothideomycetes; Mycosphaerellales; Mycosphaerellaceae
Product: patatin-like phospholipase family protein
Biological process (GO): lipid metabolic process
Molecular function (GO): triacylglycerol lipase activity
Source: RefSeq, a predicted model, not a curated record